UGUAAGAACAAAUGCCUUUCUAAUCAAUCUCGGCCGUCAACGCUAAAUCCAACGGCCCAGGCCUCUCUACCCCUCGUGCUUAUCACUCCCUCCUUCACUCCAGCACUGCUUUCUCUUUCCCCUCAUCUCUCUCUCUUUCUCUCUCUCGCUCUCUCUCAAUGGCGAGAGUGAUCGCUGAUCAUCGACCUGCUUAGCGUCUUUCUCACGAGUAAAUUUGAAAUCGGAAGAACGAAACGUAUCCUUCAACACCGUUCAACGGGCGUCUGUUAAUCUUCACCAAAUGCUGUUUUUUCUAGCUUCCAGAUUCAUGCUUUCGAUCCAGGAAUAACUUAUUGUAAACUCAAACAUCGUAGAGGUUCGAGCUCCUACCGUUUUUCCCAGCUCAAAGCCUCGAUCUUUGCACGAUUUGUAGUGCUUUGUUACUCGUAUGGGAGAAUCGCCUGUAGUAUAAAGAUGAUGUCCGAUAUUACAAUGCGAUCGAUGCUCGGAAACUCUGACUACGGCGAAGAAUUGGGGAAAGAGCUCGGGGCUUUGCUCCGGGAGCAGCGAAGGCAGGAGGCGAGUGAUCGAGAGAAGGAGCUGAGUCUUUUCCGAAGUGGGUCAGCUCCACCGACGGUCGAAGGGUCGUUAAGUGCCGUCGGAGGCUUGUUCGGAGACUCCACGUCCUUUUCGGGGUUCGGCGGUGGCGGUGGCGGUGGAAAAGGGUUUGCGACGGAGGAGGAAUUGCGGUCCGAUCCUGCGUACAUUUCAUAUUAUUAUUCGAACGGGAAUCUGAACCCGCGGCUUCCGCCACCGCUGCUGUCGAAGGAAGAUUGGAGGUUUGCGCAAAGGUUACAGGGGGGUGGCGGAGCUGGGGUUCCUGGUUCUGCGUUGGGAGGAAUUGGGGAUAGGAGGAAGGUGAUCAGAGCAAUUGGUGAUGAUCCUGGAAAUGCAAACGCUGCACUUUUUUCAAUGCAGCUGGGGCUUGAUGGACAGAGGGAAGAAAAUGGGACUGAUUCGAGGAAAGCUGUGGCAGAGUGGGGCGGCGAUGGGCUUAUAGGAUUGCCCGGGUUAGGACUCGGUAGUAGACAAAAGAGCCUUGCGGAGAUCAUUCAGGAUGAUUUAAGUCAGCCAACAUCUGUCUCGAGACACUCUUCUCGUCCAGCCAGCCGCACUGCAUUUGAUGGCAAUUCUGAAACUUCUGAUACUCAAUUUGCUCAUCUACAUCAUGAGUUAACAUCCAUGGAUGCUUUGCGUUCUGGUGUGAAUAACAAGGGCAUGUCUACAGCGCAGAGCAUUGGUUCAUCGGCUGCACAUACUUAUGCCUCUGCAUUGGGUGCGUCUUUAUCGAGAAGCACCACCCCUGACCCUCAACUUGUAGCUAGGGCUCCUAGCCCUCGCAUUCCACCUGUUGGAGGAGGAAGGACUAGCUCUAUGGAUAAAAGAAGUGUCAAUGGCCCUAACUCAUUCAGUGGGGUUGCAUCUGGUAUCAAUGAGUCUGCUGAUCUUGUAACUGCUUUUUCUGGAAUGAGCCUGUCAGCAAAUGGUAUGGUGCAUGAGGAGAACCGAUUGCACUCACAAAUUCAGCAUGGAAUGGAUGAUCGUCAAAACCUCUUCAACAUGCAAGGUGAUCAGAACCAUAUCAAACCACAUUCAUAUUUAAAUAAGUCUGAAUCUGGGCAUUUUGGCCUUCAUUCAGUUUCCCACUCUGUUAAAGGAUCAUAUCCCGCAAUUGGUAAAGGUAGUGGGGUUGGCAUGGAUCUGAACAACUCUUCCUUGAUAGCUGAUGGACAAGUUGAGAUGCACAAACCUGUUGCCUUGUCUUCUAACUCAUUCAUAAAAGGACCCUCUGCUCAAACCCUCUGUAAUGGAGGAAGCUCACCAACUCACUAUCAGAAUGUGGAUACUUCAAAUUCUUCAUUUUCAAACUAUGGAUUGAACAGGUAUGCUAUUAAUCCUGCAUCCCCAUCCAUGAUAGGAAACCAGCUUGGAAAUGGUAAUUUGCCACCAUUAUUUGAAAAUGUUGCUGCUGCAUCAGCAAUGGGAGUCUCUGGCAUGGACUCCAGAGUUGCUUUAGGAACAAAUUUAAUGGCUGCAGCAGCAGAAUUGCAGAAUCUUAGUAGGGUGGGAAAUCAUACUGCAGGAAGCGCUGUUCAGGUGCCUCUCAUGGAUCCACUGUAUCUUCAGUACCUGAGGUCAACAGAGUAUGCAGCACCCCAGGUUGGGGCUAUUAAUGAUCCCUCAAUGGAUAGGGAAUACAUGACUAAUUCAUACAUGGAUUUACUUCAAAAAGCUUACCUGGGAUCAUUGCUUUCGCCUCAGAAAUCACAAUAUGGUGUACCCUAUAUUGGUAAAUCUGGUAGUAUGAAUCAUGCUUACUAUGGAAAUCCAGCAGUUGGCCUUGGCAUGUCAUAUCCCGGAAGCCCAUUGGGAGGCCCUCUUCUUCCGAACUCCCCUGUUGGAUCUUGUAGUCCUGUCAGGCACGGUGAGCGGAACAUGCGGUUUCCUUCUGGCAUGAGAAACAUUGGUGGGGCUGCAAUGGGAGGAUGGCAGUCAGAAGCAGGAGGUAGCUUAGAUGAUGGUUUUGCGUCCUCAUUACUGGAUGAGUUCAAGAGCAAUAAAACGAAAUGUUUUGAACUUUCGGAAAUUGCUGGUCACGUUGUGGAGUUUAGUGCUGAUCAGUAUGGGAGUAGGUUUAUCCAGCAGAAGCUUGAGACUGCUACAACAGAAGAGAAAAAUAUGGUUUUCCAUGAAAUUAUGCCCCACGCACUUACGCUGAUGACUGAUGUGUUUGGAAAUUAUGUAAUCCAGAAGUUUUUUGAGCAUGGAACUGCAUCCCAAAUUAGAGAGCUUGCUGACCAGUUAACUGGGCAUGUCCUAACCCUAAGCCUUCAAAUGUACGGCUGUAGAGUAAUUCAAAAGGCUAUUGAAGUCGUUGAUCUAGACCAGCAGACUAAAAUGGUUGCAGAGCUUAAUGGUCAUGUUAUGCGCUGUGUGCGUGAUCAGAAUGGAAACCACGUCAUCCAGAAAUGUAUUGAAUGCAUACCUCAAGAUGCCAUAGAGUUCAUCGUCUCAACAUUUUAUGACCAAGUUGUAACACUGUCUACUCAUCCAUAUGGUUGUCGUGUCAUACAGAGAGUCUUAGAGCACUGCAAUGACUCAAAAACCCAGCGUAAAAUGAUGGAUGAGAUUUUACAAUCUGUUUGCAUGUUGGCACAAGACCAGUAUGGGAAUUAUGUUGUUCAGCAUGUACUGGAGCAUGGAAAGUCACAUGAACGUUCUGCUAUCAUUAAGAAAUUAACUGGGCAGAUAGUUCAAAUGAGCCAACAGAAGUUUGCUUCCAAUGUUGUAGAAAAGUGCCUGACUUUUGGAGAUCCUGUGGAACGCCAGAUUUUGGUGAAUGAGAUGCUUGGUUCUACUGAUGAGAAUGAGCCUCUCCAGGCGAUGAUGAAAGAUCAGUUUGCGAAUUACGUUGUACAGAAAGUGCUGGAGACUUGCGACGAUCAACAACUUGAACUGAUUCUUAAUCGAAUUAAAGUUCAUUUGAAUGCUCUGAAGAAGUAUACCUAUGGAAAACAUAUAGUUGCCCGAGUAGAGAAACUUGUUGCAGCUGGGGGUGGGCCUUCUCUUUCUUUUACCUCCAAUCUUUCAAGUUACUUUACUUUCUACUACACCCUGUGUUUUGUUUGCUCUGGGUACGCAAUUUCCUUUUUAUACUUAACAAUUCUUUCUAGUUACUUUACUUUCUAUUCAUACACACGGGAAAAAAAUGACCAUGUUUGUUUACUUUUGCAGAAAAUUUUUAUACAUACUGUUAUUAUUAUUAUUAUUAUUAUUAUUUUCCUCCUUUUUUCUUGGAGAGAGAAUCAGUGAAUGCUUGCCAAUUGGUUGGUAAAUAGCUGUUUUCGGAUGCUCCUGAGUGUGUCAGGUCAAAUGCCUUGAUACUCAUUACCCUGUUUUUUUCUUGAUAUGGAAACACAAAAUACUAUGUAGUGGAAAUCCUUCCUCGCUAAAGUGCAGGGGUUUCAAAAUUGGCGCAUCUUAGACCAAAGCAUCAGUGCGAUUUUUUUUUUUUUUUUUGGGUGUCAGUAGCAAAAGCAACUGUGAGAAUUAAAGCAUCAUUUUAGGUUGAGACUUUCUUGCAUUGAGUUAUCACAGGUUUAUGAAUUGACCUCGGAAAUAGAUGUCAGUAAACAGUACAUUGACUGAUUCAUACGUGCAGAAAUAACGCUCGUAACAUUGCACCUAUUUUUUUGGCAGAGAGGAGGAUUGGCGUUCUGUCUCUAAAUUCUGCAUAAAUGGAUUAGGAACGGAAGUUGUACAGCUGACUGAGGCUAGUAUGAUCGCCUUCUCUUUGCUAUUUCUCUUUGUGCCCAGCUAUGGCUCUGUGUAUUUAUUUGGAUGGAUGGAAGCAAAUAAAAAUGGUUGGUUGUACUUUAAAAAAAAAAAAAAACUGUACAUUGUUUUAGUUUGAGGAUAUACCUAGAAUCAGGCUAGCUGAGGCUCAGAUGGUGAACACACCUGAUGCCCCUGCAGAGGAGAUAAAAUUACUGUACAAGUUUUAAAGGUGUAAAAAAGAGGAAAAGGAGGUAGUGACUUGUGAUCGUGACUGUACAGAUGUUGCCAGGUGGAGAGAGCCUUUGGUUUUUAGAGGAGGUGAGGGAUUUUUAAUGUAUUUGGAUCCAUUAUUUUUCCUUCUUUUAAAGUACUUUUCCCCA
Malania oleifera is the source of this 4697-nucleotide messenger RNA. Its product is annotated as pumilio homolog 2-like. Gene Ontology annotation, biological process: post-transcriptional regulation of gene expression. Lineage: Eukaryota; Viridiplantae; Streptophyta; Magnoliopsida; Santalales; Ximeniaceae. Gene Ontology annotation, molecular function: mRNA binding. Bases 454 to 3852 code for a protein of 1132 amino acids. The transcript has 8 exons. Gene Ontology annotation, cellular component: cytoplasm. The record is from RefSeq and is a predicted model, not a curated record.